GGGCUCCCGAUCUUCUGUGACGCAUCGAAGACCGACCCCAUCCAAUGGUGGCGCCAAUUUGAAUUCAAGCUGGAUAUCCACCACGUCAUCGACGCAAAUCGGCAUGCAUAUUUGUACUCCCGCUCAGGAGGCGCAUGUCAGGCAUGGUUGGACAGCAUGUUGUCCGCACAUGCAUGUACAGUCACCGAGUUACACAAGUACAUCGCCUGGGCGGAUCUCACGGCGGCAUGGAAGAAGCGUUUCCAAGUAGAACUGCCCAAGCACCAGGCGAUGGACAAGCUGCUGACGUUUUCGCAGAACAGCAUGCCAAGCGGAGACUGGAUAUCUGAGUUCCAACGGUUGGCAAGCACGCCCAAGUUGCCGAUGAACUUCGACGGCAUCAAGCUUUACUUCAUCAGGAGGUUGUGCCCAGCGUUGCAGAAUGCGUUAACUCAAGUCGCCGAGAACCUCAACACAAGUGAAGAACUCUUCAACAAAGCCGCUCAGAUCAUUGUGACGAACUUGGCAGCCCGGAAUACGGGCCACUCGUCGACUGCUGGCCAGGGCGCGCAUCAGCAUCGGUCGAAAGUGGCCGUGGUCGCAGCAGCAACGCCUAGCGACCCUUCAAUUCUAAACGAGGCUGUUUCGUUUGACAAGGGAGACAGACUCGCAGCUGCCCAGAAUGGUGGCGCCCCGCCAAAGGACGAGGACGCAGCAAGACGAAGACGAACACCACUACUUCUUCUGGGUCCGGGCAAGCAGCUCAAGAGCAAGGACCUUGGACAACGUACGGGCUUACGGAGCGCGGGUACUGCGUCCGCACCAAGUACCGCUAUUGUUUGUGGUGCAACAGCUCAGCACAUGAGACAGCGAGCUGUCCCACGAAGGCCAAGGGUACCGCCCAAUCGGGAAAGUAAGCACCGCCGAGAGUGUUGCGACGACAUUCUCGACGCCUACGGAACCGGUUGCCGUACGGGUAACCUCCCUCGGUUCCGGGGCACAUGCGGACGUCGUAAGUCCUCCCAUUCUUCAUUCCUUUGAGGACUAUGCUGCUCGGCUCGUACCUUCACUGAAUUCACGAGCCCAAGGACAGGAUGUAUGUGCGGUUUCUUCUCCGAUCAGAAGCAGCGGUAUUGAGUCGUCUCCAGGGAACCUUCACGGGAUUCGGCGCGUGCGUUCAACAUAGAGGACUUGGACCCGUUGACGCCCGAGGAUUUUGCAUGGCUUCCUCUCCCUUCCACCGACUGCUUACAGGAGCCGCAAUGCGCAGCUCUUAGCGC
This is a messenger RNA of Chara braunii, 1259 nucleotides long. The record is from the annotation of a GenBank genome assembly. Lineage: Eukaryota; Viridiplantae; Streptophyta; Charophyceae; Charales; Characeae.